Homalodisca vitripennis (glassy-winged sharpshooter) is the source of this 651-nucleotide messenger RNA. RefSeq lists its product as uncharacterized. NCBI's taxonomy places the organism in Eukaryota, Metazoa, Arthropoda, Insecta, Hemiptera, Cicadellidae. The transcript is spliced from 3 exons. The record is from RefSeq and is a predicted model, not a curated record. The coding region runs from base 1 to 651 and encodes 216 amino acids.
AUGGCGCUACUGGCAAUAGAGUCGGCCGCAGAGUAUGAUGAAGUUGUUACAGUGUCAGAUAGUUACAAAUUAAAAUUAUUGCGCGUGAUUGAGAAAGACACUUUGAUUCACCUACCGUUUCGGUCCUGGGAACUUCACGAAUAUCCUUCACUACCGCAAACGACUCGACAGAGCUGGACAAUAAAAACGAGUUCGCAAAUUGAAAAGCCUCGGUACGUGGUGCUGGCCUUUCAGACCGGUAGAAAGAACGACCUAAGAAAGGACGCCUCUACUUUUGACCGUUGUGCCCUUACGAAUGUUAAACUUUAUCUGAAUUCACAGUACUACCCUUACGACAAUGUCCACGGCGAUCUCUGUAUAUUUUACGACAUGUACACACGAUUCCAAAGUUCGUACUAUCAAAAACCAGGGUCUCCGCUGGUUGACUUUAAAACAUUCACGUCUCAUGUGCCUCUGUACGUGAUUGAUUGUUCCAAGCAGAACGAUUCGAUCAAGUCGGGACCUGUAGAUGUUAGGUUGGAAUUUGAAGCUAAGGAGAAUUUCCCGCCAAACACAGCUGCAUACUGUCUCCUACUGCAUGACUCCCACAUGGCGUACACAGUGCUCACCGGAAUGCGUGUGGUCACGACCCGAGACUACGUCAGGUCCUGA